Bactrocera neohumeralis is the source of this 3127-nucleotide messenger RNA. It is a transcript of the gene Rgk3, whose product is annotated as GTP-binding protein RAD. The transcript is spliced from 11 exons. Gene Ontology annotation, cellular component: plasma membrane. The coding region runs from base 1163 to 2644 and encodes 493 amino acids. The record is from RefSeq and is a predicted model, not a curated record. Gene Ontology annotation, molecular function: GTP binding; calcium channel regulator activity; GTPase activity. Lineage: Eukaryota; Metazoa; Arthropoda; Insecta; Diptera; Tephritidae.
ACGCGUGCAGACGACGAUCGAAGCUAACGGCAAAUAUAAAAAUAUAAUUAUAAUUUUUUUUUUGGUGAAAAGGCAAAUUGCCGCUGUGUUGAGACCAGAGUGUCUAAAUAUAUGAAUGUGUGUGUGCGUACAUGUAUAUGCGUUAUUCUAAUUAUAAUAUGUGAAUAUUGAGCAAGGCAAGGCGUAAAAAAAAUUUAAAAAAAAAAAUACAACAACAGCAACAAAAAAUUAGAGCACCGGUGUCUAUUUUCGAAGCAAUAAUUUCACAAAUUUAAGCGAAAAAUAAUAAAGGAAAAGCAAAAUAGAAAAUUCACGCACUAGAAAAGCAACAACAUCAGGCAGACGAGCACGCAAAAACGAUUAUUGAAACAUUGUAACGGUAAGCGGAAAUUGCACGGCACUCAACGGACGUUUGUUUUGGCCGUUAACGGUUUAUAUUUUGCGAACGUGAGUUUGGUCGCUGGAAAGCGCAUUCGCCGGCGCCGCGAUUGUGGUUUAUGUGCAGUGAAUUUAGUGGCAAGAACACACACAGGCAAAUACACCGCUAAAUAGUUGAAAAAAAAAUAUACAAAACUACGCCAAAAACACAGUUUUUGUUGUUGUUGUGGAAGGUGGCAAGCAUUUCAAAUUUAAUUUUUUUUUUCAAUUUUGCGCGUAAAAUCGUGAGCACUCGCAGCUGCGUGUACGUGAGUCGAAAAUACAUUCAUAGCACUUGAUAACUUUGUGUUGCUCUCAUGAAAUUUUCCAUCUUCUGAAACUUAUUACUGCUACAAAUUAGCCAACAAUAAUAAUUACCUAAAUCAAAAUAAACACAACAACAACACAAUACAAACAACUGAAACGAAAAAUCAAAGUGAUUGCAAUCAAAAAUCCAAAAAAAGAAGUGAAAGCGCACCAAAAAUUGCAAAGCCAUAAAGUAAAACAGCGACACCACAAAGAAACAGCAAACAACAACAAAAACGACGAAAAAACCAUUACAUUGUAACCAAAAAUAAACACAGCGCCGCGCACAUCAACAAACACACAAAGAAACGCACAGGCAAAGAUCAAAGAAGUAGCGAAGCAGAGAAACAGAAGUGCGACGUAGUGAGGAAAAUCGCGAAUCACAAAUCACAAAGGCGAGGCGAGCAGUUCCAAAGUGCAGCGAAAAUUCAGCCUCAAAAUGGUCGACGACUUUUCACCGAUGCGCAUGCAGAAGAAGACGCGCAGCGCCUCCAUUUGCGCAACGAGCGGCGGCAGCAUCGAAACGGCCAUACAUAAUAUGCCGGCGUACGGCGCGGCGUCGGGCAGUGCCACACCCGAGAGCGGCGGCACGCCCGGCUAUCGGCGUCGACGACCGGCCACACGGUCGCAAAGUGCGCGCAUCACGACCGGCGCCAAAUCGGUACGGCGACGCGCGCAAGCACAGGCCCAACAGCAGCAACAACAGCAAUAUAAUCUGGAGAAUGCACGUUCCUACUGCACGAGCGAGCCGCGUCUCAGCGAAACGGAAACGCCGCCGCAAAGACGCAAAUUAUCGCAACGAAGACCACAACAGCAUGCACAGCGAAAAUCAAAUGCGUUCCUCGAUGUGCCCGCAAUGCAUCAUUUGCGUGUCAGCGACGAUGAUGAAGAUCUGGAUCGUUUGCGCACAUUCAGCGCUUCCAAGGGCGGCGUCAUCAAUCGUGGCGAUUCGUUUCGACGUCGCCGCUCGCGCAGCAACAGUUUGGCACCGGUGAGCCCCAUACACCCGCGUCUGGGUGGCGGUGGCGGCAUUGGCGGCAGUGUUGGUGGUGGCAUUAAUGGCGAUUACACGGGCGCACAGGAUGAACCGCAACAACAACAGCCGGUCGAAGUGUUUCGCGUAGAUAUGCUCGGUGCAUCUGGCGUUGGCAAACAGGCGUUGAUCCAGCAAUUUCGAACGUCAGACUGCAUUAAUGCAUACGAUGGACCAGAAUGCGAUGUUGCGGAGCAGAAUAUUUCAAUAAUUCUAAAUGGCAUCGAAUCGGAAUUGAAGUUCUCCACGGGACAACAGGAUAACAAGGAUGAAUUGGAAAAGGCUGACGCUUUUCUCGUAAUCUACUCUUGCAUUGACAAGGAGUCAUUCACACGCGCCAAACAUAUACUAUCACGACUGCAGGAUAUGGAUUUGAUACGCACACGUCCGAUCAUUUUGGUGGCGAACAAAAUUGAUUUGGCACGUUCGCGUGCGGUUUCCUCACAAGAUGGCAAAUGCGUCGCCUGUACAUUUGGCGCCAAAUUCAUUGAAGUCUCGGCGGGCAUCAAUCAUAAUUGCGACGACUUACUGGCUGGCACUUUGACACAAAUUCGUCUCAAAAAGGAUCAAAAUUUAUUGCAUAAUCCAGAUGGUACUUCACGUACUGGUUCUAAGAAAUCCAAAGACAAACAUAAAGAUAAAGACAAUAAUAAAAUUAAAGAAAAAGAAAAGGUUAUAGACAAGGCGCUAGAGCACAAUGGCGCUGAUUGUGUAAAUGAGAAAAAUUCUGAAAAUUUGGGCAAUCGAGAUGGCGCCUCCUCGCCGGCGCACUGGUAUAAGAGCCGCAGCGUUGUAUUGGCCAGCAUGAAGGCGCGCCAAAUGCUCACCUGGAUACUGGGCAAAGAAGAUUCGAAAUUUAAAAAUUGCGAGAAUCUGCAAGUGCUCUAAAAAGCAAUGCAACGGAGCGGAUGAAAAUGUCAAAGUGAGAUAAAAAUGAGAAAAAACAAAACAGAAUAAACUAAAUCAAAAGUUGGACUGUCUGAACAAAGUGAGGGAAUUCGGUACUAUAACGGGACACAUGUGUGUAUAUAAAAUAAAUAUGUGUAAAUGUAGAAAAAGCAUUUCAUAUUUAUAUAUGUAUGUACGUAUAUUACAUAAUAUAUUACGUUACUAAACUACAUAAAUUAUAUAUGUGUAUAUAUGUAACUAGCUAGAUGUAUUGAACUUACCUACAUAUGUACAAUAUAUGUAUGUAUUUAUAGCUGUAUAUAUAUAGAAAUAUAUAUUUACUCCAAAUUGGUGAGUUUAGGUUAGGUGUGACAUGAAUCAAUAUUCUUAUACCGAGAUAUAUAGCUGUAGGUGUAGGUAACUCUGUAUGUAUUUGCUCCAUAAAUUUAAAUGACGUUCUUAUUUCAAGCGAUAAAAUCAAAU